Messenger RNA from Kluyveromyces marxianus DMKU3-1042, 1245 nucleotides. RefSeq names its product Pet494p (gene PET494). Lineage: Eukaryota; Fungi; Ascomycota; Saccharomycetes; Saccharomycetales; Saccharomycetaceae. The record is from RefSeq and is a predicted model, not a curated record. Bases 1 to 1245 code for a protein of 414 amino acids. The transcript has a single exon.
AUGUAUGUCCGCCAUUGCCUUCGUACAAUAAUACGGAGGUUUAGCACUAGUCCACGGAGAAGGCUCCAUUGGAAAGGCGGUGUGUUCAACAAUACCAUAUUCGUUCAACGGUUACAACAGGGGUACUCAGGAAAUCUCUGGAGAUAUUUUAAUGCUCCAGGCAAUGCUUUCUUUGUUACUACAAAUAUAGUAACGCUUACGGGAAUGGUGCUGUACUCGACAGCAUGUACGAUGUCGAGGCAGGCAAGCGUAGUUGAUUCCUUGGAGAACGGAUUCCCCGUGGAAAAAUCAAGCGUACAAGUCUCAAACAAAAAUGAAAUGCCAGCUAAACUUAAGCAAGUAGAUUUACUUGAGGAUGAAACGGAGUCACAAAUCCUUCGCGCUCCGAACUCAUAUUUGAUCAAAAUGACUUUGUUCUAUUUAUUUUAUUCUUUUCAUGUGUACAAGCAGGCACUGGAAACAGGUGUUGAUGUGGAAAACGAGACAUUACAACAGCUCCUAACUAAUAUCUCAAAAAUCAAAGGAGAUGAUCUAGAGCUUUCCGGCGCCGAAGAUGCAAAGUUUUACAAACAAUGGAAGUUUGAGUUUAAAUCGUUAUUCCGAAACCUAAGCAAAGCUCAACAAUUUCAUUUACCCAAAUCUGAAUCUUUCCCAAAGGAUUUACGCAAUAUUCUUGAACGUUUAGAGAACAGUCCGAUGACGUAUCAUUCGGAUUUUUAUGAAUUCUAUCAAAGUGUAAAUGACAUCUCACAGCGAAGACUCUUACAACUCUGGUAUUAUGACAAUAGCCGUAAUUUUAUGAAAAAGAAUAGUUUCUCGAAUGAAAGAAUAUACGAACAGAUGGUGUUCGAAAGCUCCCAAUGGAACAAUGUACUAUUUGAAAGGUACUUGUCAAUAUUGUACGAUCCUACAAGUCACAAGUUCAAGACCAUGUUCAAUAACAGUUAUUACAACGGAAUAUCUUCAGUCUCUCUGGACACAAUGUUAGCUAUCUUGAAGGGCCUUAUCACAUCAAACCUCUCAAAUAAAAACGACCAUAUCGUGAAAGUGGUAUCUUUACUACGGAAAAACAGCGUCGUGAACGCCAAGAAAAACCUGCGUAUUCUCUUGCCUACGGAUGACAAGCAACCGUUGUUAGACCAAAUUAUGACCCCGGAAAAACGAAAACAGACGUAUUCUGCAAUGGCAAGAAAUCCCGUGGCACUAAAACUACUCUCAAUCCUAGGAGGUGUCACUCAGGACUAA